AUGGAUGAAGAUUUAUACGAUGAGUUUGGUAAUUUUAUAGGAGAUCCUACGGAAUUGGCGGAUUCCGAUGAUGCAUCUGAGAGUUAUGAAUCUGACGAUGAGAGGAAUGAAAACGAGAGAAUAGAGGACGAUAAUGAAAAUAGGGACUUAGUUCUUCGAGAUAAUAAUGGUCCAUUGGAUGAAGAUGUAGAUGUUUUGGUUGAAAUUGAAGAUAGAGAGCCCGAGAAACCUUUGGUUGAAGGUAGCAAUGGCAGGAGAAGAGAAGAGCACGAUAAUGCUAAUAAGAGAGCGCCUAAGGUUCUUUUCGAUAGGGAUUAUUUGAUGGACAUUUUCAAGAUACAGGAUCGUCAGCUUAAUAUUGGUGUUUUUGGGGCAUUGCACUCGGGGAAAACCUCUUUUGUUGAUAUGUUUGCGAUGGAUACUCAUCAGAAUCUUCCGUCAUUGACCAAGAAAGCUAAAGAAGGGUGGGAGCCAGCUAGAUAUUUGGAUAAUGCGACAAUAGAAAAGGAACGUGGCGUCUCCUUAAGGUUGAAUGGUAUGUCAUUUGCCUAUGAAUCCUCAAGAGGACGGACAUAUGCGGUCACUAUGUUGGAUUCUCCAGGACAUGUUAACUUCUGGGAUGAUGUGGGCAUUACUAUGAGAGCAUGUCAGUACGGUGUGAUUGUCAUUGAUGUGAUAGAGGGCAUAAACUCAAUAGUUUCAAAGUUGAUCAGAGAGCUUUCAAAAAAUGGGAUACCGUUCGUCAUAGUAUUGAAUAAAAUCGAUAGAUUAAUAUUAGACUUGAAGUUACCAGUAGUGGAUGCAUAUCAUAAAUUACAGCAUACGGUGGAUGAAAUCAAUACAUACACAAGAAAAAGGUACUCACCAGAGCUUGGUAAUGUGCUAUUUGGUAGUACCAAGUUUGGGUUUUUGUUUUCUAUUGAUUCCUUCGUGGCUUCAUUUUACGCCAAGGGAUUGAAACAGAAAACUGAUCAGUUUGUCGCUCAUCUUUGGGGACAAAUCAACUACAGAGAUGGAGGGUUCUAUCAAACAGAGUUCAUUACUGAAAGUAUCGCUUUCAUACAAUUUAUCUUAAAGCCAAUAUACAAGGUUUUCACUCAAACGUUAUCAGCUUCCGAAGACAGUUUAAGAAGAAUCAUUGAGACGCAUUUCCAUGUAAGACUUUCUGAUGAACUAUUAGCCAAGGAUCCACAACCAUUGUUGUAUGGUGUGUUUCAUGCUAUUCUUCCACACUAUACGUGCUUUAUUGAUGCUAUAGAACAUUUGAAUCGUGAACGUGUGGUGGGUAUCACCUCUACAAAUGCCGACAGCGAUACAGGAACUACUACUAUUCAAGUGCUAAGGCAUAUGGAUCACGAGGGUUCGAGUUGGUCAUUGUGUCGAGUAAUAGCUGGGUCAGUGAAAAGGGGGAAUAAGCUUUUCAUAUUCAAUGAAGCAGUUGAAAGCGUCGAUGCCAGCGAGGAAAACGAACACUCCAAGAUCACGGUAGAAAAAAUUGCAUUAUUGGGUGGACGUUACGUUUAUGAGAUCAAAGAAGCUCACAAGGGCCAAAUUGUUCUUCUGAAGGGUCUCGAAGAUCAAUACACAAAGUAUGCAACAUUGUCCAGCGUGAUCGAGACACCAUUACCACCUAUUGAUUUCUUAAAUGAGUCGGUGUUCAAAUUGGCUCUUCAACCUCAAAAGCCAAGCGAACUUCCAAGACUAUUGAAGGGGCUACAGAAGGCCAAUUACAUGUAUCCUGCGUUAGUGGUUAGAGUGGAAGAGAGUGGUGAAUGUAUCAUUAUGGGUACUGGGGAACUCUAUCUCGAUUGCGUAAUGGAGGAACUCAGACACACCUUCAGCGAGAUCGAAAUCAAGGUAAGUCCUCCGCUCGUACAAUUUGCAGAGAGCUGCGACACCGAAUCAUUUGCAUCGAUACCAGUGAGCUCAAAUAACAACAUAGUAUCGAUCAGUGUUAUGGCUGAGAAACUAGAUGGUAAGAUUGUUCGUGAUCUAACGCACGGAGAGAUAAGCCCUGCGGAAUUGAACGACGCCAGAAAGUUUUCAAAGAGACUCAGAACAGAGUAUGGCUGGGAUUCUUUAGCAGCCAGAAACUGCUGGGGUCUCUCACAAUGUAACGUAUUCAUAGAUGAUACUUUGCCAGAGGAGACGGACAAAAAGCUGCUAAAACAGUUCCGUCCGUACAUUCUUCAAGGGUUCGAAUGGGCCGUCAAAGAGGGCCCAUUGGCAGACGAACGGAUCCACGCGUGCCAGUUCAAACUUCUAGAGUUCAAACUCCAAAAGGAUAAACUAGACGACUUCAUCCCGUCCCAGCUAGUGCCAAUGACACGAAAGGCCUGCUACAUAGCACUAAUGACCGCAACACCCAUAAUCAUGGAACCCAUCUACGAAGUAGACAUUAUAGUCUCUGGAGUGUUGGAAACCGUGGUAGAGGGCCUCAUCAAGAGACGCAGAGGAGGCAGAAUAUACAAGACCGAAAAGAUACUCGCGUCACCAUUCAUCGAGAUUAAAGCACAGCUGCCUGUGAUCGAGUCUGUUGGGUUCGAAACUGACUUGAGAGUCGCAACCACGGGCGCCGGAAUGUGCCAGAUGCACUUCUGGAACAAGAUAUGGAGGAAAGUCCCAGGAGACGUGCUAGACGAAGAAGCGUUCAUUCCAAAAUUGAAGCCAGCACCCAAUGCAAGCCUAAGUAGAGACUUUGUCAUGAAGACAAGACGUAGAAAGGGCUUGUCAGAGAGUGGUCACGUGGUACAAGAUGGUCCGUCACUAAAGUCUUAUAUCGACAACGAAUUAUAUGAGAAACUAAAACAGAAAGGGUUGGUGUGA
This is a messenger RNA of Kluyveromyces marxianus DMKU3-1042, 2826 nucleotides long. RefSeq names its product U5 snRNP GTPase SNU114 (gene SNU114). The record is from RefSeq and is a predicted model, not a curated record. NCBI's taxonomy places the organism in Eukaryota, Fungi, Ascomycota, Saccharomycetes, Saccharomycetales, Saccharomycetaceae. The coding region runs from base 1 to 2826 and encodes 941 amino acids. The transcript has a single exon. Gene Ontology annotation, molecular function: U5 snRNA binding; GTP binding; GTPase activity. Gene Ontology annotation, cellular component: cytosol; U2-type catalytic step 2 spliceosome; U4/U6 x U5 tri-snRNP complex. Gene Ontology annotation, biological process: mRNA splicing, via spliceosome.